Molecule: messenger RNA, 1230 nt
Organism: Drepanopeziza brunnea f. sp. 'multigermtubi' MB_m1
Lineage: Eukaryota; Fungi; Ascomycota; Leotiomycetes; Helotiales; Drepanopezizaceae
Biological process (GO): chorismate biosynthetic process; aromatic amino acid biosynthetic process
Cellular component (GO): cytosol
Molecular function (GO): chorismate synthase activity; FMN binding
Source: RefSeq, a predicted model, not a curated record
AUGUCGACCUUUGGCCAAUACUUUAAGGUUACCACCUAUGGCGAAUCGCAUUGUCGCUCCGUUGGCUGCAUCGUUGACGGUGUACCCCCUGGAAUGGUCCUCACCGAAGACGAUAUCCAGCCACAGAUGACACGCCGUCGCCCUGGACAAAGUGCUCUCACCACUCCUCGGAAUGAAAUGGACACGGUUGAAAUCCAAUCCGGCACCGAAUUUGGCGUUACGCUGGGUACCCCAAUCGCCAUGAUCGUCCGUAACAAAGACCAACGCCCCAAAGACUAUGGUAACUCGACGAUGGACUUAUACCCUAGACCGAGUCAUGCAGAUUGGACCUACCUCGAAAAAUACGGUAUCAAGGCAAGCAGUGGCGGUGGACGGAGCAGUGCGCGGGAGACAAUUGGACGGGUAGCUGCUUCUGCCAUCGCCGAGAAGUAUCUGAAGCUUGCGCAUGGGAUUGAGAUUGUUGCUUUCGUUUCGUCUGUUGGAAACAAGCACAUGUUCCCUCCGUCUGUCGAGCACCCAACGCCUGCGACGAAUCCUGCCUUCCUGUCACUGAUCGCUUCUAUCACUCGUGAGCGAGUCGACGAGUUCGUGCCAGUCCGUUGCCCAGAUACCACAGCUGCCAAGGUCAUGGAAGAUGAGAUUGCAGAUUUCAGAGAUAGGGAUGACAGCAUCGGGGGAACGGUCACCUGCGUGAUUAGAAAUGUUCCCAGUGGACUGGGAGAGCCAUGCUUCGACAAAAUGGAGGCUAUGCUUGCACACGCCAUGUUGAGCAUCCCUGCUUCCAAAGGCUUCGAAGUCGGUUCCGGAUUUGGGGGCUGCGAAGUUGCGGGCUCGAGACAUAACGAUCCAUUUAUCGUUGCUCCAGUUGUCCCUGCUAUGGAGACUGGUGCUUCCAAAAAUGGGAUCCCUAGACCGAGACUUACUACCAAGACCAACAACUCGGGUGGUAUUCAAGGAGGAAUCACUAACGGUGCACCGAUUUACUUCCGAGUUGCCUUCAAGCCCCCCGCAACCAUCGGGCAAGCGCAGAAUACAGUGACGUAUAGCGGUGAUGAGGGUGGAGUUCUAGAGGCCAAAGGGCGGCACGAUCCUUGUGUUGUUCCUCGCGCUGUACCGAUUGUCGAGGCUAUGGCUGCAUUAGUUAUCGUGGAUUCGCUCAUGGCUCAACAGUCGAGACAAGUUACUAGAAGCCUGCUGCCUCCGCUAAAGCAGACGAUUCCGGCAGCAUAG